This is a messenger RNA of Mytilus trossulus (common blue mussel), 408 nucleotides long. Its product is annotated as interferon alpha-inducible protein 27-like protein 2A. Gene Ontology annotation, biological process: apoptotic signaling pathway. The transcript has 2 exons. NCBI's taxonomy places the organism in Eukaryota, Metazoa, Mollusca, Bivalvia, Mytilida, Mytilidae. The coding region runs from base 1 to 408 and encodes 135 amino acids. The record is from RefSeq and is a predicted model, not a curated record. Gene Ontology annotation, cellular component: membrane; mitochondrion.
AUGUUUACUAAUUAUGCUUGCAAUGCAGAGUCUGAACCAAAUAAAAUAUUGAUUGAGGAUAAUGUUUUGUGUGUUGCGAAGAAGAUUGGAGGAGCAGUGGUAAUAGGGACAGGUGCCGUUGCUUUAGUACCCGUUGCUCUUAGUGCCGCUGGUUUAGGCAAUGCAGGUAUACCAGCUGGAUCAUUAGCAGCCAAGGCGAUGGCAAUAUCAGGUGUUGCUAAUGGUGGUGGAGUAGUCGCCGGAGGAGUUGUAGCCGGCCUUCAGUCAGCAGGAGCUGCUGGUUUGGGUGUUGGCACAACGGUUGCCGUUGGUACCACAUUUGGUGGUGUAUAUCGCUAUUCAAGGAUAGGAUGUUCAAACAAUGAAACUGAGUGCAUAAAAAAAAUAGAAGUAAGUUCAAUGUCUUAA